Symbiodinium sp. CCMP2456 is the source of this 1427-nucleotide messenger RNA. The record is from the annotation of a GenBank genome assembly. NCBI's taxonomy places the organism in Eukaryota, Dinophyceae, Suessiales, Symbiodiniaceae.
GAUCGCUGGUGCAUCACCCAUGCGGACUUGAACUGCCUGCGGCAGGAGGUGUGGCAUGCCAUCCAAUGUGGAAGCAUCCGACCACCGGAAGAUGGCACCGACGAUUUCCUGGACGGUCAUGAGCAGUGCGGGCAGAUUGGCCCCAGCAUCUACACAGUCAACGCACAGCAUAUCAUGCCAGUAACAGAGCAGGCUGGCAAGAUGAGCUGGGCUUUGAUGCGACACCCGGAUGGCUUGGAUUGCCAUCUGUUCAUCAGCCACGCCUGGCAGGAAGGUGUCUUCGAAUUUCUGUCCAAGGUGCUGCACUCCUGGCCAAGGCAAGCUCGCCACGCCUGGUGCUGCAUGUUGGCCAAUCCACAAAACCUGGACAUCGCUGCAUUGCUGCAGUCUCCUCGGAGUUCACCGUUUGCACAGGCUAUUCGAGCCUCCACCUUCGUUCUCGCGGUGCCCAACCGCCGCAGCAGCAUUUACACGAGGCUCUGGUGUGCCUAUGAAGCCUACGAAGCACACGAGCUCGGCAAGUUUAUCCUCGUUGCCUCUGCGCCCGACGGCGGCCGAUUGUAUUCUGCUGUUGCCUGCACAACGCUGGCAGGACUGGCUGGUAUGUUCGUGGGAAUCACCCUGAAAAGCUGGCUGCAUCAUGGGCUGGUGGCGAUCGCCUUCUUUUGUGUAAUGGUAGUGUCAGCGUGUGCCAGCUCACUUCUCCAAGACACGAACUUCCGCGUUGCCGUGAAUCGGAUUGGAUCCUUCUCGGGCAGCCUUUUGGUAAUAUGCUGGCGAACCAUCCAUGGACAGCAGGACCUUCCCGGAAUUGCGGCCUAUGAACCAAGACUGCGGCAGCAUUUGUUUUUCCUGGCGGCGGCCGUCUUCUUUGGUGUGAUGGAGGUGGACAGGAUCCGAGGGGAGUCCAGAAAGCAGGAGGCAUUGCAUCUGCGGAGAGGCUUUGAAGGAUCCAUUUCUCAGGCCACGUGCUCGCAAGCGGAGGAUGCAGAGAAAAUCCGCAUUGCAAUCGGAAGCAGAACUCAUGCGGUGGACCACGCCAUUCAUGUGCUUCUGACAGCUGGCAUGUCCACACCGACUCUCAGAGAUAUGGAUCGGGCUGGCAUCAGUAUUGAAGGGGCAGGUGGCGCCGAGGUUGCACUACCUUUUCUAUUUCUGGCGGUCUUCCACUUCCUUUCUCUUGUGCAGCUGGUCCUGGACAUUACUUUCUUGCACUGUGUUUGGCAGUAUUGGCUUUGGCCAGGCAUACCUGUCGGUAUCAGAAGUCUGGUAAUUUUGAUGAUCUGGUGGAGUCCAGCUGAUGAGAGGUGCUUCGCAUUCAAGAUGAUUGCCAAAGUAGUCUCCGGAUACAUCCUGAUAGCUUGCCCGCUGCUCGUUUACUGGGAGUGGAACCAUGACGACAUUACGGAGCAGGCUGCAUACACCUG